This is a messenger RNA of Cucurbitaria berberidis CBS 394.84, 910 nucleotides long. RefSeq lists its product as uncharacterized. The record is from RefSeq and is a predicted model, not a curated record. The transcript has a single exon. Bases 288 to 752 code for a protein of 154 amino acids. Lineage: Eukaryota; Fungi; Ascomycota; Dothideomycetes; Pleosporales; Cucurbitariaceae.
GUCAAGGUUGAUACCAAGGAUCUUGGCCGCACCACGCCCAGCUGCUGCCAUGUUGGCGAAGGUGAUGUGUUCUUGGACUUUGGUGGUUGGAUGCUUGUUUGUGACAAGAAGUCAGGAACAAGAAAGCACGUCGACAAGUGCCACGAUGCUUGCCCAGAUGAUAGGCACACGACAGGACAAAUGAUAUCGAUAGUGAACCAACCCGGGGUGCUGUAUCUUGAACCUGGGUUGAGACGAGGGUAUGUACAACUUAUCAAGUCAAAUGGGAAAAUGGCCCCCGUGGAGAUAUGGCGACAGAUCCUUCAAUUGUAUGUCAACAGCAGGCGCUGCAGGGUUCCAGAUCGAGGUCGGAGAGACAGCCGCAUACGCUAUGGCUCGGUGCAAUCCCAAGAAUCCGGCGCUCAUCAACACGGCACGCUCUGCUUGGCGUGGGCAAACUGUGCAAGCAAAGGAUUCCGUUCAAUCACAUCACAGAGUCGACAUUGCUGAAAUGCGCCCGAGCAUGGCGUGCUGGUAUUGGCAUUCGGAAGACAAGAAGUUUGGCAGGCUGGGCUGAGAGAAGCACUGAGCUUGUGGGGCUGGGCUGGGAGGAGCAGAGAGAAAUGGCGUUUGGGGGCGCCGGCAGAUUACGUGGGAGGUUCGAGGUAGGGCCGGCUCCGUUUGCAUUUGUAGCACAUUGUGCUUCGUCCUUUCUGAUACCGCGCAUCAAAGACGGAGCCCUGCCUGGCAAACUGCACUUUUUGUUACUUUGAUUUUGAGCAAAAUGCGCUGGGGGUUGAUACGCGUUGAAAUGGCAAAGGGGAGCACGGCACUACCGAUACGUAUCCACACUGCUCGCUGUCAGCCAGUACAAGAGGGCGAAGUGGAGUCUGGUGCGAAGUUGGUUGCGCAAUUGUGCCAUGCAAUUGCG